Molecule: messenger RNA, 1479 nt
Organism: Clunio marinus
Lineage: Eukaryota; Metazoa; Arthropoda; Insecta; Diptera; Chironomidae
Source: the annotation of a GenBank genome assembly
AUAAACCUGAUCGUGUUCGUCAACAGCAUCAAUGCGAUCGCGAGACAGGAAAAGAUUAUUAAGAAACCACUUGGAUUGAAACCGUCCAAGACGCAGAAGACGAUCAUCGAUGAGUUUCGUCAUUUGUCGCCCGAUGAUGUUGAAUUUUUAAAACAAGUCGACAAGCAAUUUAAAAUGCACGGAAACAAAAUUAAGAUCAAGGUUGAAAGAGAGAAUGCAACAGUCUUCACGAACAAAAAUACGAAAAGAACAAUCGAUGAUUCGUUGGGCUACGGAUAUAAUCAGAAUCAACAGCAAAGAAGUUAUUACUUUUCUCAGCCUCAUCUCAUGCAUCGCUUCACUGAACAUGACGUGCCAGCUGAUAAAGGUGGCUAUCGUGAGAAAGCGAUUGACAUUGAGGUUCAACAGUCACAUAGCUUUGAAAUUAAAGACCCAGAAAUGACGAAUUAUCAGCCUCAGGCUUCUGCUUAUCAUCAUGAACAAGUUUAUGAAGAUCCAGUCCCAGUCAUUGUACUUCGUGUCCCUGGACCAUCGAAAUAUGCGCUUCACCUUCAAGCACUUCUCCAACAAUAUUUGGAAAUUAGAGCAGCGCAAUUUAUCAAAGCACUUGAAGAUCAAGAGCGUCACGGACAAUUGUUACACCCACAACAUUAUCUUGCACAACAAAAUCAUCAAAUGCAUUAUAUUCCCAUGGUUGCUUUCCAACAGAUGUAUCAGCAACAGCCUUACUAUCAACAACAAGAUUAUCAGCAGCAAUAUUACCAACAACCGCAAGUUCAUCAAGAAACUUCUUCUUAUCAAAUCCCAGCGGGUGAACAAAGUUAUUACAAACAUCAACCAUCACAACAAGAAUCAAUUCACUCACAAAGUCAUCAAGAAUAUCCCACAAGCUACAUAAAUUUCGUGACACCGGCAUAUGAACAAGGCGAAUUACAUCACAAAACUCAACACAUUCAACAUCAUCACCAUCAUGAUGAAGACGUGUCUUUAGAGACAGUUGAAAACUAUCCAAGUGAGAAACACACGCAAGUUAUAUUUAAGAAGAAGAAAAAUCGAAAUCAUCGUCCAAGUGUGACGUUGCUUAAAUCAGAACCAAUUGUUGUUCCAGAUCAACCUUCGUCACAAUAUGAAGAAGUUUAUGAAAAUCAUCAAUCGGAGCAAAUUUAUCAGAAUCAUCAAACUGAACAUGAUUCGUAUGGUUAUGCGAGUGUUCAUAGUGAACAUCCAGCUGAAGAACAUGUUGUGGCAGUCACACAAAGAUCAAAAGGUCCAAUUAAUUAUCAUGUUUUGCAAUCAACACUUGCACCGAAUCACAAGGAACUUCAAGAUCGUCACAUUCCCAAACGAAUGGCGCCUUUCACAAAAGAAUAUUUUGAAAAAGCUCAUCGCAUUAUGACGGGAAAAUCGAGAAGAAAUCGCAUGUCAUUGAAACAAGAAAAAUCAAUGAUGGAGAAAUCAUCAGAAGAAAAAACGAAAUAA